Molecule: messenger RNA, 758 nt
Organism: Hyphopichia burtonii NRRL Y-1933
Lineage: Eukaryota; Fungi; Ascomycota; Pichiomycetes; Serinales; Debaryomycetaceae
Exons: 1
Coding region: 37-705 (222 amino acids)
Source: RefSeq, a predicted model, not a curated record
AAUUAACCUUCAGAAGUAUCAAUUGACUAUUCAAAAAUGAUUUCUCCAAAGUUUUCGCUUACUCACUACUCUUACAAUGCUAAAACAUUGAGUAGUCUCAACUCAACUACGGCUCCUCAUAUAGUAAAUUUAUAUUUGGACUAUAACUGUCCCUUUUCAGCAAAGCUUUACUUAAAAUUCAAGUCUUCUGUUGUGCCAGAGUUGAAUAAGAAACAUCCAGGCUUGUUUCAGUUUGUUUUUGUUAAUGUGGUUCAACCAUGGCAUCUGAAUUCCAUUUUUUUAAAUGAAUAUUCAAUUGUAUUUGCCAAAAUCUUGAGAGAGAAAGGUAUUGAUAAUUCUAAUGAGCUUUUCUGGAAUGUUUCCGAAGUUCUUUUUGCCAAUAAAGAAUCAUUCUAUGAUACUUUCAAUGUUAGCUUGAAUCGUAAUGAAAUAUAUCAGCAAAUUAAUGAUUUGGUCUUUGAUAAACUCUCAAUCCCAUUUGAUAAAAAGGAAGUUUUAAAGGGUCUCACUAUCGACUCCAAUGAGUCUAAUCCAAAUAACGAGGGUAACGAUGCUACCGCUGAUAUCAAAUAUUUUACAAAAUACUUAAGAGGUGUUGGUGUUCAUGUAACCCCAACUGUCAGUGUUGAUGGUAUUGCCAACGGUAAUAUUUCAAGUGGUUCUGAACCUGAAGAAUUGAUCAAGAUUUUAGAAUCUAGUUUAUAAAAACCAAUUUCAACGAUAAAAUUAUAGCGUUGGUGUCUCUACUUGAAUGAAAU